Molecule: messenger RNA, 669 nt
Organism: Peronospora farinosa
Lineage: Eukaryota; Oomycota; Peronosporomycetes; Peronosporales; Peronosporaceae
Source: the annotation of a GenBank genome assembly
AUGGCAAAAGAUGGUUUUUAUGCUGUCGCAAUUGGACGCUCCACGGGCGUCUUUUCAACGUGGGCCGAGUGCGAAGCACAAGUAGAAGGAUUUAGUGGCUCCAAGUACAAGAAAUUUCAAACCAUUGCUGAAGCGCGAGCGUUUGUCGGUGAUCACAUCGGUCAGGAAAAUGACGAAGACCCGAAGGACUCGACCACGUUGAAAUGUCGUGCAGGUUACGCCUGCAUUUUCCCGCAUUGUGAGGAAUGGAAUGUGGCCAAGCAGUUGGUGGAGGAGGAACGUGUUACGAACAACCGGGCAGAGUAUAUGGCCGCGUUGGAAGCCAUGAAACGUGCGAACGUGGAGGACCCAGACGGGUCUCGGCCGCUAUACAUCUUCUCAGACAGUAUGCUAUUGAUUCGAUCAAUGACGGAGUGGGUUGGUACAUGGCAGAAGAAUAACUGGAGGAAAUCGGAUGGCAAACCCGUACGAAAUCAUGAUCUGCUCGAGCUACUGGUGGCGGAAAUGGGCAAUCGCUGCAUUCGUUGGAACCAUGUGAAAGCUCAUACUGGGAAGAAAGACUGGAAGUCAAAGUGGAACGAUGUAGCAGACCACGCGGCCCGAAAUGCCGCGUCUGGUGGUGUAGAGUCUGAGUCGUUGAUGUGCUCUAUGAAGCACAUGUACCUAUGA